CCACUUACCACUUACUUGCACUUCCCACUCCCUCCCCUCUCUUCAUUGACAACUCAUUCCACGGCUCCAGACUUAGGAAAUUAUCAUUCAUUCAUUCCUCCUCCAACCAUGUUUGCUGCUCGCCGUCUCACCGCGGGUGUCCCUCGCGCCCUGUCCCAGAGGGCCCUCUUCCACAACACCGCCCCGGCUUUCGUCCAGAAGGGAGACGCCAUCCCCAACCUGGAUGUUCUCGUCGAGAACUCCCCCGGCAACAAGGUCAACCUUGCCACGGAGCUCAAGGGAAAGGGUGUCAUUAUCGGUGUCCCGGCUGCCUUCAGCCCCGCCUGCUCUAGCAGCCAUGUCCCCGGAUACAUCAACCACCCCAAGCUCAAGGAGGCCGGUCAGGUCUUCGUCGUCGCGGUCAAUGACCCUUUCGUGACCAAGGCUUGGGCGACUUCCCUCGACCCUAGCGGCAAGAGCGGCAUUCGCUUCCUGGGUGACCCCUCCGGCAAGUUCUCCGAAGCUCUCGACGUGACCUUCGACAGCGCCUCCAUCUUCGGAAACAACCGCAGCAAGCGUUACGCGCUGCUCGUCGAGAACGGAAAGGUCAAGGAAGCUUUUGUGGAGCCCGACAACAUCGGCCUUGACGUCUCUGCGGCCGAGAAGGUGCUGGGCUAAACGCGUCCGGCUUACCCGUACACCAUACCCCAGCCGUUGUGUAAAAUCUAGUAUACAAGACAUGACAAUAGAUCAUAAUAUUUAUUCCGAUAUAA
Aspergillus heteromorphus CBS 117.55 is the source of this 752-nucleotide messenger RNA. RefSeq names its product peroxiredoxin family protein. Gene Ontology annotation, molecular function: thioredoxin peroxidase activity. Bases 109 to 657 code for a protein of 182 amino acids. The record is from RefSeq and is a predicted model, not a curated record. NCBI's taxonomy places the organism in Eukaryota, Fungi, Ascomycota, Eurotiomycetes, Eurotiales, Aspergillaceae. The transcript has 6 exons. Gene Ontology annotation, cellular component: peroxisome; cytosol; mitochondrion. Gene Ontology annotation, biological process: hydrogen peroxide catabolic process; cell redox homeostasis; cellular response to oxidative stress.